Musca domestica (house fly) is the source of this 3675-nucleotide messenger RNA. RefSeq lists its product as uncharacterized. NCBI's taxonomy places the organism in Eukaryota, Metazoa, Arthropoda, Insecta, Diptera, Muscidae. The transcript is spliced from 2 exons. The record is from RefSeq and is a predicted model, not a curated record. The coding region runs from base 1224 to 2183 and encodes 319 amino acids.
AACGUCAUCCAAUAAUACUACCACAUGGCGCAAAGCUUAGCAAAUUGUUAGUCGAAUUCACUCAUAAGAUCACCUUGCACGGUGGUAAUCAAUUAAUGACCCGAGUAUUAAGGUCCGAAUUCUGGAUAUUUGGACUCAAAUCGCUAAUCAAACAAACCAUACGAAAAUGUCGAAUCUGCUUAAUUCACAAAAAACAAACCCAAACUCAAAUAAUGGCUUCGCUACCACCCGAACGUACUUUUCUCUCUCGACCCUUUACAAACACAGGGGUAGAUUUCGCAGGACCCUUUAACAUUAAAAGUUAUUCAGGAAGAGCCUGCUUUAUUACAAAAGGCUAUGUGUGCCUGUUUGUUUGUUUCGCCACGAAGGCUAUACAUUUAGAACCCACAAGCGAUUUGUCGACAUAUGCCUUUCUUGCAGCUUUUUCUAGGUUCAUAAGUCGGCGAGGUUGUCCAUCUUGUAUAUUUUCUGACAACGGAACUAACUUUGUAGGAGCGGUUGAUCUAUUAAAGCGAGAUCGAUUAGCUUUCAUGAAGAAUAUUCAAAAUAGCACUAUUCAAAACAACUUCACUCAAAAUCUUACUUGGAAAUUUAUUCCUCCUGGUGCUCCGCACAUGGGCGGCUUGUGGGAAGCUGGUGUUAAAUCAUUUAAAAUUCAUUUACGAAAAAGCAUCCCAAAAAUGAAUUUCACUUUUGAAGAAUUUACAACUAUUUUAGCAAGAAUUGAAGGCUGUCUUAAUUCGCGACCCUUAAGUCCUGCUAGCGAUGACCCAAAUGACCUUUCCCCUUUGACUCCUGGCCAUUUCUUAAUAGGAACAUCUAUCCUUACCCCAGCUGAACCAGACAUUUCAGAUACAGAUCUAAGCUUAGUCAAUCGUUGGAAAAGACUCAAAGUUAUUUCUCAAUAUUUUUGCAACAGGUGGAAAUUAGAAUAUCUUCACGAACUUCACAGAAGAACUAAGUGGAAAUAUGAAAAAGAGAAUAUCAAAGAGGGAGAUUUAGUUGUCGUAAAAGAUGAUAGAUUGGCUCCGCAUGAAUGGAAGUUAGGUCGUAUCGAAAAAACGUAUCCAGGCAGUGAUCAAAAUACCAGGGUUGUAGACAUACGGACGGCAAGUGGCAACAUUAGCAGACCCAUAACAAAAAUUGUCAAAUUGUUUUCCGACUGACUAGUCGGAUUCACACCCAAAAAAGAAUUUAGUACUCGCCUUCAUUUUCUUUCAGAUAUGGCCGCUUACUUGCCCAACCAGGACUACCGUCUGGACGAUCGCAGCCGUAGCCCAGCCUCAUCUGCCCGUCCUACAGCAAGAAGCGCCAACAGACCCUUACGGCCAAUCCAACGUCCCAGUUCCACAUCCCCUGAAAGACGUCAACGAAGUCGAUCCGAUGCAAGACCCCGCCAACGCCAAGAAAGACCAAGCUACUGGCAAUAUUCAUGUGGACUAUGCCAAGAAGACCAUGCCCUCAGUGCCUGUGAGAGGUUCCGCCGGCAGACGCCCUUUCAGCGGUAUGAGACCGUGGAGCGUCGGGGGUAUUGCCGAAAUUGCCUGGCGAGAAGUCAUUUGGCCCCCGACUGCCCGUCUUUAACUGGUUGCCGGAGAUGCAACUACCGGCACCAUACCCUAUUGCACGGGGCGUCUCAAUUGGAAGAGGUAUCCCUAAAUAUAGAAGCCGUCACCACCCCAGCUUUCGCAUGGGACUUAGUAUUUGUACCGACGGCUAUGGUGCGCAUAACGGCCGAGGGCAUGGAGGGGUUCAGCAUGUUGCGAGCCAUAGUUAGCCAAUCGGCGACGAUGUCCAAGAUCUCGUAUGCAGCUUUCCGUCGCCUGGGUCUGCAGUCGCGGAGCUACAAAGGGGAGCGAUUCACCACCUUCACCGUUUCGCCCCGCCGCACAAACUCUGAUUGGAGUCUGAAGGUAAAUGCUUUAAUAAUUGAAGACCUCCCCAGACGCAUUUACUCAGACCCGAUAUUAGAAGACCCCACGAGAUGUUUUACGAACUAUGCGCUUGCUGACCCUGAUCCCAGAGGAAAUAGUCCGAUCGAUGUGGAACUGGGAGCGGACACGUACUCCGCCAUACGAAAAGAAGGGUGUACAGCAGCUGGAAUUGGAGAUGUCCUGGCCUACAACACACAACUGGGCUACGUGUUUGCCGGACCCAUCAAGAAUAUGCCGAGGAACGGAUGAACGAGAAUUCUUAUGUGAAAAUCUAACCAACAACAAGAAGUAUCAACAUUACAAAACGAGUUAAAAUUGUUAAAAUAAAUUACAAAGACGUUCAACAACACACAACAAGAAGGUGAAAAACAAAAUUGUAUAAAAAAAAACACAUACACCAUACAUAUAAAACUUGUACAUAAAAACUUAAAAUCUAAUGAAUUAAUACUAAUUAACUAAAAUUUAAAGUCUACAAAAUAAAAACGCCAUGAAAUAAACCUAAAAUAAAUUAUUCAAAUUUUAAACCUAAUUAUCCUUAAAUCUAAGUGCACCCCCAUAAAAACACAAAUAAAAACGAACCAUUUGAAAUAAAUAAAAAAAAACCAUAUAAAUUUGUUAUAAUUUAGAAAGGGCAAAAAAGGUAAGCCUAAAAACAGUAUGAAACCCGUCUUUUUUUCUAACGAAUAUUUUAAGUUUUAAAUACCAACGAUACUUAUUAAAAGCGUGAGGUCUAUAACAAUUAAAUGUGUUAAAUGUGUGUGGCAGUUCUCAACUUUUAAACCUAUUCGGUGUUUGUUAUAGACCUGCUAAUCUUCAAUUUUUGAAGUUAAAAAAAUAAACUGUUGCUGUUUAAUUUGCUGUAAGACCCCUCAUUUUGAGACUACAUAUUUCUGCAGCCAAAAAGAAAAAAUUAUUUUUUUGAAACUCAGUUACUGAUAUGGUGUUAUUGCGUAAUAAGAAUGUCAUUUUUAACCUAACAAAAACGCCAAGCGUUUAGUUUUUUUCACAAAUAUAAAUUUUAUGAUAACAAAAAAACAAUGCUAUAUGUAUAUAUGAUUUGUGUGUGUGCUUUUUCUUUAACUAUAAGUUUCAGCUUUAAUUAUUAAGAAAAGAAGAUGUAAACUCUUGCUUGACAACCAACGCUUCCAAUUCAAAAUUGUUAGAUUACUUUUGAAAAUAUGUUAAAAAUCGAACUCCUCUACCAACAGAAAAAUUUUUUUUUUUCAUUAAAUUUUUGUCAUGCACAAUUACUAGAAAUUAAUAUAAAAUAACAAAAAAUAAUUUCUCAUUUUUUUGUUUGGUGUAAAUAUCACACAGUAAUUAUAAACAUAUAAUGUCUGUAAAGUCUUAUAAAUUUGCCGAUUAAGUUGUUUUUUUAUAAAAAAAAAUCUAUUUUUUUAAAAUAUAAUUUUUUGUAACGACUUUAUUUUUAAGUUUUUCUAUUAUAAAAUGUGACAUCAAACUUAAAAAGAAAAAACUGAAAAAAUAAUAUAUAUAUAAAUUAAUAUUAAUAUACUUAUACAUAUAAAUGUAGAUUAACCGAUCACUUAUAUAUACAAAAAAAAAAAAAAAUAAUAAAAAUUAAAUAUACAGGCAUACAGCAACACAAAAACACACACCCAUACCUAAAUAAAUAAUAUAUCUCCAGUAAUGGUCAACUAUUAAAAAUAUGUAAUUAUUAUUCAUGAAUUUAAGUUAUUUACCAAUAAACAACAACAACAACAACAAAGUGAAAUGAAUA